AUGUGCCAUCCUGACAAGGCUUUUACUUCAGAUAAGCUUCGAUGUGUGUUUAAUGAAUACAAAGCCGGGGCCAGGCUGCCGCUUCUGCUUCUGCUGCUGCUGCUGCCGCCGCUGCUGCUGCUGCCGCCACCGCUGCCACCACAGCCGCUGCCUCCAGCUGGCGGAGAGAAUUUACAUUUAAAGAUUAGCUGGGGGAGAAAGGGAAAUCUGCCUUUUGUGUGGGGUUUUGGAGGAGGCAUCAGUUCUGGCCUUGAGGCUAUCUCCCAUCACCUCCACUAUCCAAACAGGACUCACAGAGAUCGCAGUGAGAAGCAUUCCACAAUGCCAGACUCACCUGUGGAUGUGAAGACACAAUCCCGACUGACUCCUCCAACAAUGCCACCUCCUCCAACAACCCAAGGAGCGCCAAGAAGCAGUUCAUUCACACCCACAACGUUAACUAAUGGCACAAGCCAUUCACCCACAGCUUUGAAUGGAGCCCCAUCUCCACCCAAUGGCUUUAGCAAUGGGCCUUCCUCUUCUUCCUCUUCCUCUCUGGCUAAUCAGCAGUUACCACCAGCUUGUGGAGCAAGGCAACUCAGCAAAUUGAAGAGAUUUCUUACCACCUUGCAGCAGUUCGGCAAUGACAUUUCACCAGAAAUAGGGGAAAGAGUACGCACUCUUGUACUAGGACUGGUGAACUCUACUUUGACAAUUGAAGAAUUUCAUUCCAAACUGCAAGAAGCUACUAACUUCCCACUGCGACCUUUUGUCAUCCCAUUUUUGAAGGCCAACCUCCCCCUGCUACAACGGGAGCUCCUGCACUGCGCAAGGCUGGCCAAACAGAACCCUGCCCAGUACCUCGCUCAACACGAACAGCUGCUCCUGGAUGCCAACACCACCUCACCUGUCGAUUCCUCAGAGCUGCUUCUCGAUGUAAACGAAAACGGGAAGAGGCGAACUCCAGACAGAACCAAAGAAAAUGGCUUUGACAGAGAGCCUUUGCACUCAGAGCAUCCAAGCAAGCGGCCAUGCACUAUUAGCCCAGGCCAGCGGUACAGUCCAAAUAAUGGCUUAUCUUACCAGCCCAACGGCCUGCCUCACCCCACCCCACCGCCACCUCAGCAUUAUCGUUUGGAUGAUAUGGCCAUUGCCCACCACUACAGGGACUCCUACCGACACCCCAACCACAGGGACCUCAGGGACAGGAACAGACCUAUGGGGUUGCAUGGCACACGUCAAGAAGAAAUGAUUGAUCACAGACUAACAGACAGAGAAUGGGCAGAAGAAUGGAAACACCUUGACCAUCUCUUAAACUGUAUUAUGGACAUGGUAGAAAAAACAAGGCGAUCUCUAACUGUAUUACGGCGAUGUCAAGAAGCAGAUAGGGAAGAGCUCAAUUACUGGAUCCGGCGUUACAGUGAUGCAGAGGACUUAAAGAAAGGUGGUGGUGGUAGCAGCAGCAGCAGCAGCCACUCCAGGCAGCAGAGUCCUGUCAAUCCAGAUCCAGUUCCACUAGAAUCACAUCGGGAAUUCCUUCACAGGCCUGCUUCUGGAUAUGUGCCAGAGGAGAUCUGGAAGAAAGCUGAGGAAGCAGUCAACGAGGUAAAACGUCAAGCUAUGACUGAGUUACAAAAGGCCGUGUCAGAGGCAGAGCGGAAGGCCCAUGACAUGAUCACUUCAGAGAGAGCCAAGAUGGAACGAACUGUUGCAGAAGCAAAGAGGCAGGCUGCUGAGGAUGCCCUGGCCGUUAUCAACCAACAAGAAGAUUCAAGUGAGCCCAACAGUGGGGCAGGGAGCCCUAUUGAUACACCACCAGCAGCCACUCCUAGGUCAACUACCCCUGGCACCCCAUCCACCAUAGACACAACUCCUCGUUAAAAAUGAACUCAGAACUGUUAGAGGAAAACCAACAAAACAAACAUGAAACCAAUUCCUCAUCCUCAGAUGCUCAAAGUUGUUUUUUUAAAAAAUACUUCAUCAAAAGAGAACUUACUGUAUCUUGAGGCAGUAGUAAAAACUAAAACAAAAAAAAAACAAAACAAAAAAAAAACAGAAGGCCAGUAACGGGUCAUAAUGACUUAUUAUGGAUUACAAAGAUAUCUUUUCUUUAGAGAACUGAAAAGAGAACAGAGAAUAUAACACAAAAUGAUAGAUUUGACCUCCUCCCUGUUAUUUUCCAGUAGCUGGGAUUUUAAACUAGAUGACCUCAUUAACAGAUGCUUUACCAAACAGCAAACCAAGAGAUUGCUAAUUGCUGUUGAAAGCAAAAAUGCUAAUAUUAAAAAAAGUCACAAUGUUCUUUAUAACAAUAAUGGAAAAAAAAAGAGAGAGAAAAAACCCUCAAGGGCACGAGCAUUGGAUACAGCAGUAGACAUUUUAACAAGAAGAUGAAUGGCGUCCGUGGGUUACUGACUGAACUUUGAAGACCCGCUACAAAACGCACAGAUGUGCAGCAGAUUGGAAGGAGACACAGA
This is a messenger RNA of Gracilinanus agilis (Agile Gracile Mouse Opossum), 2456 nucleotides long. It is a transcript of the gene RUNX1T1, whose product is annotated as RUNX1 partner transcriptional co-repressor 1. The record is from RefSeq and is a predicted model, not a curated record. Gene Ontology annotation, cellular component: nucleus. Gene Ontology annotation, molecular function: transcription corepressor activity. NCBI's taxonomy places the organism in Eukaryota, Metazoa, Chordata, Mammalia, Didelphimorphia, Didelphidae. Gene Ontology annotation, biological process: negative regulation of DNA-templated transcription; DNA-templated transcription.